AUGUCUACUGCUACCGAAAUUCAGUCCAUCAGCAGAACCCGACGAGCAAUCGGUUCGACCCCUACCAAGAAUGAAGGCAAUUUAAGAAGGGAAGAGUCACGUCGUGGACCACAGUCACCGGAAGACAAAUUUUUCUGGACCUACACCGAAGAACCACAUCGGACCCGGCGGCAAGCAAUCAUCAAAGCACACAAAGAAGUCUUGCAAUUGUGUGGCCCAGAACCACUCACCAAAUACCUGGUGCUCUUCGUCGUUAUCCUCCAAAUCACCUGUGCCAACCUGCUGAAAGACUCGCCUGUCUUCUCAUGGCCAUACCUCCUUACAGCCUACGUUAUUGGAGCUACUGCCAAUCAGAACCUCUUCCUUGCUAUUCACGAGAUCAGUCACAACCUUGCCUUUCGCACACCAAUAUAUAACAGAUUAUUCGCCAUAUUUGCAAAUCUUCCAAUCGGAUUGCCAUAUUCUGCUGGUUUUCGACAAUAUCAUUUGACUCAUCACAAGUCUUUGGGCGUCGAUGGGGUGGAUACGGAUCUGCCUACGGCCCUUGAAGCGAUCCUUUUGGACUCGGUCUUUGGAAAGGCCUUCUUUUGUACUUUCCAGAUUCUGUUUUACGCAUUGAGACCGAUGAUGGUCUACCAGAUACCUUUUGGUCCAAUCCACUACUGCAAUAUUGCCGCACAGAUUGUCUUCGAUGUCAUUAUUGUCCAAUGCUUGGGGCCCAAGGCCCUGGUCUACCUCCUGAUGAGCUCAUUCUUCGCUGGAUCUCUCCAUCCAUGCGCCGCUCACUUCAUUUCCGAGCACUACGUCUUUGCGAAAUCAACUCUUCAAAAUGGCCAAAUGCUAAAGGAUGUGCCAAUCCCCGAAACAUAUUCAUACUAUGGCCCCCUCAACGUCCUGACCUAUAACGUCGGCUAUCAUAACGAGCAUCAUGACUUCCCUGCCAUUCCUUGGACUAGACUGCCCAAAGUCUAUGAACUUGCUCGAGAAUUCUACGAGCCUUUACCUUGCCAUAAGAGCUGGCCCUUGGUGCUAUGGCAGUUCAUUACUGAUGAGGAAGUGGGCAUGUGGUUGAAAACCGACCUUCCGCCGACUGCGGUCAUCCUUCUUCCUCAUCCACACUCGGUGAGUACGAUUCUGAACACAACGUAUCGGGUUCUCAUCGAGGGCUGGGAGCGUCAAUUCACGACGGAAGGCAAUGUCUUUUUCAAAGAUGCCUCAGUGCACAAAAUGGACGGCGAACUCGGCCAUGUCUACACUGUAAUCUGCGGCUUGGAGAUGGAGACUGCCUAUAAUCUGGCACAGAAGGUUCUCGAGGACGAACAACGUCUCAUUGCCGCAUCUGACUGCUUAAUAACAUCGCUCAUGCGGCUCAUCAAUACAAAUUAA
Messenger RNA from Rhinocladiella mackenziei CBS 650.93, 1386 nucleotides. RefSeq lists its product as uncharacterized. The record is from RefSeq and is a predicted model, not a curated record. Gene Ontology annotation, molecular function: sphingolipid delta-4 desaturase activity. The transcript has 3 exons. Gene Ontology annotation, biological process: ceramide biosynthetic process. Gene Ontology annotation, cellular component: membrane. NCBI's taxonomy places the organism in Eukaryota, Fungi, Ascomycota, Eurotiomycetes, Chaetothyriales, Herpotrichiellaceae. Bases 1 to 1386 code for a protein of 461 amino acids.